GUUUCCACCAAAUGACGGUGGUUGACUUUGAUAGAAAUUGUACGUUGAAAUUUUGAAAUUAGUCCGACGUCAAUCGAAUUACACCAUGAAUCAGACACUGAGCCGUCUGGUUUUCGUUGGGCGGGCGUUCGCGAACAAUUGCGGACGUCGGAAUGCAUUAGCUCAAAUCUGGCCAAUGUUUUCGUCUUCUUCAGCAUUUCCCUCGCACGUGAACAACGAAAAUCAAAACGCUCACAGCGUAAUGGUCAAAGAUCCUGGGUAUCACGCUACGGUUGUCAAUCCAAAUGUGUCUGCUGUCAACUGGCCAACCGCGAUUACCGCUCAGCAGUACCAUGCGCUCAUCAGCCAGGACUUUAGUGUUAAGACGGCAGACGAGGUACACAAAGCCUUUACAGCAAUCAGCUCGUACGCUGCGGGCAAAGACUACCAACUGACUGAUACAGUGUACAAUGGUCUCCGUGACCGCCUGAUUGGUGUCCUACCACAGAUGACUGACCAACAGCUGCUGUCCAUAUUUACACUCAUACCGUUGUGGGACACCAAAGAUGCCAAGAAUCCUGUCUACCACCGUCUGUGGUCAGAGUUUGACCGACAGUGUAUUGAAAGGCAUAGGCACUGGACUCUUAACAAGCUUUUACUUUUCAUGGACCACUGGUACUUGAUGAGGCUGUCUAGACUGAGCAACUUUGUUUGGAUAGGUGUCAGGAAACUAGCACGUAAGCCAUCAAGGUUGACUCCCAAGCAAUUAGUUCAGAUGAUGUUUUAUGCUAACACGAGUAGAAAGUUUUUGCCAACAUUACCAAUGUAUGAUAUUGAACAAGAAAUAUGUUCUUAUUAUAAUGACUUUAAUAUUAAAGAAUUGGGCAUAGUAUCUUUAGGAUUUUUUAAAACUCAAACACCUAUACGUAAUCAGGAGCUUGUAAAAAAUCUAUACAACUCUGUAAUCAAUGAAAUUGCAAACAUUAAUAGUGUAGAAUUGGCUGCAUUUUUAAAGCUAUUUAGAUAUUGCUCAAAGCACCAGAAUGCCGAUAAUAUGUACAGAUUAAUGGAUGCUCUAAUAAAUAAAGUUGAUGAAGUAAAAUUAGUAUGCUGUGUUCAUAUGGCUCUAUUGGGUACCAAUUUGUUGAUAAAACAUGAAGACCUUUUAAAAAAAAUAUCGCAGCGUAUAGUAGAUGAAAUAUCUCUGGCAAGGAUUAAGGAUUUAGAAAGAGUAACUUUGGCUUUAACUAUGUUGAAUUUUAAUCCACAAACAACACCAUGCAUAUUUAAGAUGAUUGUUAAGGAACUUCAGAGUGAUUCAAGAAAUGUUGAAUUUGAAACACACACUAGAUGUUAUAUUUAUACUUUGUCAUACUUAGCUGUAAACAAUUUUUACCCCAAAGAUUGUAUUUCAAAAGCUUUAAAAAUUGAAACACUUCAUAAAUGUUAUGGAAAAAGAUUAUCCAGAUUUAAUAUACCACGUGAUAUUGUAAGUUUAAACAAUGGUGUGCUUACAGAAUGUCCUGACUAUUCUGGCUCAUUAUUACCAGAUACAUUAAAAGAAUCUUGCAAUGAACAUUUAGCCUGGCAUAUACCUACUUCAACUACUAUGGCUAAAUUAACUGCAAAUGACAAAAACUUUAUUAAACUUUACGAGGAACUUCUAAGCCUAUUCAAAAAUGAGUCAUAUUUACACGUAUGUUACCCUCUUCCUCAUCAUCCAAAACCAGAUAUAUUAUUUUGCAUUGAUACUAAUGGUAAACCAGUACCUAUUCCCGAAACAAUGAAAAAUAGGAUAGCAUUCAAUGAUUUUAAGAAACCACUAGAAUUAGGAAAAUGGUUUGCUGUAAUGACUCUUGUAAGAAAUUCAGUGCUCUAUUAUAGUAAUGAAUAUAAUGGUUUAACAUUGUGUAAAAUCAGACAACUUAAGAAACUUGGUUAUGAACCAAUUUUGUUUACUGUUAAAGAGUUGGGAACUGAUAAUAACUUUGAAACAUUAGUAGCAGAAAAAUUUAAGAGCCAUGGAUUAACUUUUAAUUAAAAAUAUGUACUACUUAGUUUUCAUUUAUAAAUCAUUUAUAAAUACUUUUAAUAAGUUAUUAAUUAGU
This is a messenger RNA of Rhopalosiphum maidis (corn leaf aphid), 2087 nucleotides long. RefSeq lists its product as uncharacterized. The record is from RefSeq and is a predicted model, not a curated record. The transcript is spliced from 8 exons. Bases 86 to 2020 code for a protein of 644 amino acids. NCBI's taxonomy places the organism in Eukaryota, Metazoa, Arthropoda, Insecta, Hemiptera, Aphididae.